Anthostomella pinea is the source of this 1467-nucleotide messenger RNA. NCBI's taxonomy places the organism in Eukaryota, Fungi, Ascomycota, Sordariomycetes, Xylariales, Xylariaceae. The record is from the annotation of a GenBank genome assembly.
AUGGCAUCUAACGCCGAGCAGCAGAUUCGUCAGAACAUGAUCCGACGAGAUCUCGCGGAUCUCGACCCCAACAACGAGUGGCCACUCCGGCUACUGCGGUAUCCCCGCAACAUCUGGUACCACGUACCAGACAAGAUGCCAAAAGGUUCGGGCUUCUUGCACGGUCCUGGGCUCAACCCCGCUGACAACCAGGCCAGGCCGAACCGACUACCGGCGGAGGCCAUUGCGCGGCGUGAUGCUGCCCGACGGCAGCAGGAACUCAACCAAGACAUCGUGUCCUCCGGGGGAUGCCCCCGCAACAUUGGGUGUCUCCCGGGUGGUUUUUGGAUGCCCCCGCAACAGCCUGCAUGGGUGGUGUCGAAGAUCAACAAGCUUACCGCCUUUGCUCCUGCUUUCCCCCGACAAUCUCCGCGAGUGGCCGAAGGCUGCCGACGGAAAGUACCUGAUGAGCUGCCAGACCUCCGCGGUGAUUCCGCUUCAAGACAAGAUGACACGGGCACUACUUACCUGACCCUGCUCCCAUCACUCCCCAUCGUGCUCAUGAUGGACAAGGAUACUGGCCCCUCCAGAGACGAGAAGGACAAUUUGGGAUGCCCCCGAGGCGUCGGCUUCUUCACAUUGACGGCAAGCUGUGACUACCCCGAGAGUCCCAAGGACACGAAGACCUGCUACCGAUGCGGUCAGAGUGGCCACAUCAGCCGUGACUGUCCCCAGAGCGGUGGUGCUCCCCAGAUGAGUGGUGGUGGCGGUGGCGGUGGCUCCCAGAAGUGCUACAAGGUGUGGCCCGUCUACACGGGUUUGGAGUUUUUGCGAGAAGAGUUGGCCACAUCGCGCGCAGCUGCCCCGAUGUCUUCGCUCGUGGCUGCCCAGGCCGCACCCAGCUUCUUCCGUCGAGUACCCACCCCCGUUCAUUUACUACUCCCCGAGGCCUGUGUCUUCGUAGCCAAUCUCCCGGAGGCGAAGUCCGACUCGGUACCAUUUACACGGUUUUGGAGUUGUAUAACUCUAUACGGCUAUGCCGUUUCCAACCGUUACGCCGGCCAUCAUGCACAACUAGUGCAUACGUACCCGUCUCCCGUCGUCCAGGUCAAGGGCGUCAACCGAUACUACAUGGACGCCAACGAGGAAACCUUACACUGCACCGACUGCGGUGCCGACCCGAAGACCAGACCAGCGGUGGCCAAGUCGGACUUGGUACCGUUUAGACGGUUUUUGGAGUUGUGUAACUCUAUAAUGAUCACCACUUCGGUUCGGUCCUCGUCAAGAUCCGUCGCGCGAAAGGGGUAUGCCGAUGUCGCCAAGAAGCAGGGAAAGAGGAAUGCUCAUUGGGGGCUGUGCUUCGCGGCGCUCAUGAUGGACAAGGAUACUGGACGCCCCAGAGCCUUCGGGUUCGUCAUCUUUGAGGGUGAGGCUGCCCACUUGGAGAUCCAUGGUCUUGUCUUGGAUACGCUUCCAAUUUUUAGAUAG